AAUGGAAUCCAGUGAAGGGGAUAUUGAAAAGCCUGAAGAAACCAGCAAUUACGUAAAAUUAAAAACAGCAGAAACGACUAAGCAUGAUGAAAGAGAAAAUGUGGCGAGUGAGAAUGUGAAAGUAAGCAACAAAAUAAAACGUUUCCUCCCCAGGACGUUGAGCCAAGAGAAGUAUGGUAUCGGUUCGACUUUGAGGCUGGAAGAGGAGGAGGAUGACAAUGGGGAGGGUGUGAAAGAUAAUGAAGCUGUUAAUAGAGAACAGGAAGAAAGAGAAGAAAGGAAAGAGGCUGAUCAUGUCUACGGUGAAUCGGUGGAAAACGCUGUAGCUGAAUUGUGCAAUGAGUUUGAUGGAUGUUCACAAGAUAGAAUUACCGAAAAUACUGAAUUACUUAUACACGUAAUGGAAGAAUCAAAACGAAAGAGACGAAGUAGUUGGAAAAGUGCUUGGGAUGAUGACGAUGAUCAAUUCAAUGAAAAUGCCGAAAUGAAUGAUGGUGAAAAACUUCUGUGGGCAGCGGAAAACAAUCAUAUUGAUAUUAUUGAGGAACUGUAUGAGCAAAAUCCAAAUCUCAUAAAUGUAAGUGAUAAUGAUGGUUAUACUCCACUCCAUCGUGCAUCGUAUAACGACCAUACGCAAGCCAUUGAAAUGCUAUUAAAACUUGGUGCCAAUGUCAAAGCCAAGACUGCUGAUGGUUGGCAGCCGAUCCAUUCAGCGUGUAAAUGGAACAAUGCGCAAGUAGCCUCUUUGCUGCUUCAGAACGGUGCUGAUAUUAAUAGCCAAACUAAUGGUGGGCAAACGCCCUUGCAUCUGGCGUCGACAAACUCUGAUGGCAAGGAGACUUUGGAACUGCUACUCACGAAUCGUUUCAUUAACGUUGAGUUGAAGAACGCUGCGCAGGAGACCGCAUUUGAAAUAGCCAAACGUAGUGGAAGAUAUGGGUACUUGUUUGAUAUUCAUGCGCAGCAACUGAAUGAUUUCACUAAGUAUGAUUGA
Saccoglossus kowalevskii is the source of this 994-nucleotide messenger RNA. RefSeq names its product ankyrin repeat domain-containing protein 49-like. Lineage: Eukaryota; Metazoa; Hemichordata; Enteropneusta; Harrimaniidae. The record is from RefSeq and is a predicted model, not a curated record. Gene Ontology annotation, molecular function: protein binding.